Hemiscyllium ocellatum (epaulette shark) is the source of this 1650-nucleotide messenger RNA. It is a transcript of the gene sde2, whose product is annotated as SDE2 telomere maintenance homolog (S. pombe). Bases 19 to 1230 code for a protein of 403 amino acids. The record is from RefSeq and is a predicted model, not a curated record. NCBI's taxonomy places the organism in Eukaryota, Metazoa, Chordata, Chondrichthyes, Orectolobiformes, Hemiscylliidae. Gene Ontology annotation, cellular component: nucleus. Gene Ontology annotation, molecular function: protein binding. The transcript is spliced from 7 exons.
CGCAGUGGCCGUGCCGCCAUGAUGGAGGUCUGGCUCCGUCCUCCCCGCGAGGCCCGGCUCUCGCUCGUGGCCCUGCCGCCCGGGUCCACCGGGAGGGAGCUCAAACAGCGGGCCCGCCGGCCGCAGGGCCUGCCCAUUACAGAUGUUUACCUGAAAUAUAAUGGAAAACUGGUUGAUGAAGAAACUGAGCUACAACAUGGAGGAAUUUACAGUCUGGAGCAAAGACUUGUUGGAGGGAAAGGAGGGUUUGGAUCGAUGCUCCGUGCCCUUGGAGCUCAAAUUGAGAAAACUACAAACCGAGAGGCCUGUCGGGAUUUGAGUGGAAGGAGACUGCGGGAUGUAAACCAUGAAAAGGCGAUGGCUGAAUGGAUAAAGAAGCAGGCCGAUCGGGAAGCCGAGAAAGAACAGAGGCGAUUGGAACGAUUACAGCGCAAGCUUGCUGAGCCAAAGCACUAUUUCUCUGAUCCGCAGUAUGAGCAGCAAUUGGAUGAAAUGUCUGAGCGCCUGGAGGAUUCUGUGCUUAAAGGUUUACAAGCGUCAUCGAGUGAUGUGGUGUCAGCAGAAGGCGGAGCAGUUCGGAAACGUGUGCACCCUGUCCCCCCCACACAGGCUAAGGGUGGAAAGAAGAAAUGUCUCUGGAUGGGAGGAGUGGAUUUAGAAGUGUCUGGGAGCUCUGAUGAGGAAAGCACAGCAGACAGUGACUCCUCUGACGAGGUUCCCUCUCACCCCAAGAGUCCUGUGGAGCAACAGAGUGUAGAAAAUGGUAAUGCUGACGAUGAGAAGGACUUGUAUCCUGGCCCUUGUGCUGACUCAUCUGUGUCUGAGCCGACCUUGGUCCAAGAGGAAACUUCAAAUCAAACCGACCCGGGAGUCAGCAGCAAAAUGGAAGCGACAACUUUGAAUUCACAGGACAGCAACAGGCUUGUACCAGAAGAGGGUGUCAGAGAGAGUUCUGAAGAGAUGGAGAAGGUCACAACAGAUACACAGGAUGAAGAUAAUGCGCCAACAGCUGUUGAGCCUGCGUUGAAGGAUUGGGCAGCUUUUAACUCUGCAGAAGAACUCCAGGGUUUGGGACUGGACAGACUCAAGAGUGAAUUGAUGGCACUUGGAUUAAAAUGUGGGGGCACCUUGCAGGAGCGUGCAGCGAGACUUUACUCCGUGAAGGGAUUGUCUAAGGAACAGAUUGACCCAACGCUGUUUGCCAAGCCAGCUAAAGGGAAAAAGAAAUGAGCGAGACAAGUUGUUCUAUUUUAUAAAACUGUUUUCAUAUUUUCAUAGCUGUUCUGAAUAAACGACCAUUAAAGAAAGGAAGAAAAAUUGAACUUCAUGUCUUGACAUCAUUGGGAAUUUGGAGUAUUCUGGACUUCUGAAUAAAGCUCUUGUUGAGAAUUGGGUUGCUGCCAAUGUAGCGAGUGGUUUUGCAAGCUCAGUGCACUGGACAGUUAGUGCACGGUUUCUAAAACCCCUAACCUAUGCAUCACCCUAUGUUGUAGACAGGCCACGCACAUCAUUAGUGUCUCUGAAUCCUGUAACUUAAUGCUCUCAGCCCACUGACCAUGGCGCGUUGGGCUCAACUCAAGUGAAAGCUGUGGGUUAAGACUUGUAUGUCAUGUUUCUUAAAUUUCUAUUAUAAAAAAAUGCGAAAAUAAA